AAGGCUAAAUUACCCUGUAGGCGGGCAUCAGCGAGCCAACAGAUACUAAUCACGCAACCUGCAGACCUGCCUUGGAAGGCAGGUCGAGGAGAUAGGGUUCAUUUGCCAAUACCGCCGUGCAUGUUUCGCUGGCAUGCGGCAUAUCAAUUCGUCAAUUCCCAGUCCGCAACCCAUAAGAAAGCAACAUGGCUGGCCUAAGAGUGCCUCGGUGCGGAGUACAGCGAGGGGGCAAGAGGAUACCCAGCUCAACAAAUUGGUAAGAAAAUGCUAAGCCCGCAAUCCGACGAUCGCUGCCCAAAUAACUGAAGGGCGUAUCUCCUGCAGCAAGUACCUCUGCAAGAACCUGCUCGUUUUGAAAUGAUGCGAUUGACUUGACUUGAAUAAAGCUGGGAAGUGACACGGAAGCAAAUCCAGCUGGUGAGGUGUGUGAAGCAUGUAUCGAGUGGGCGUGGACGUCGGUGGAACCAACACCGACGCAGCCAUCCUCGACAUCAAUGCCGUCGACACCGCAUCGCGUGGGGUGUUAGCCACAUGCAAGACCUCAACCACUACACACGUGACACAGGGUAUCAAGACCGCCGUUGAAACCGUCUUGCUCCAAUCCAAAGUCGACAGGUCCAAAGUGCUCAAUGUUGCUAUCGGAACGACCCAUUUUGUCAACGCUGUGGUAGAGAACGAUGCAAGGAGACUCAGCCGGGUGGCCGUCAUAAGACUAUGUGGGCCGUAUACCAGAAAGAUACCGCCCUUCUCAGACUUCCCCUAUGCACUAAGAAACAUAAUCGAAGGCCCGCAUUUCUUCCUGGACGGCGGCCUCGAAAUCGACGGUCGAGAAAUCGCCUCUCUCAACACUGAGCAGAUCAAACAGACAGCGUUGACCAUCGUCGAAGCUGGAAUCCGCUAUGUUGCUGUUGUAGGCGUCUUCUCCGCUCUAGACCACGAAGGCAUCCACGAGGAACGGUGCAAAGCCUUACUGCAGCAAUUCCAGCCAGAUUUGUCCAUCGUAUGCUCGCACUCGAUAGGCGGGCCAGGACUACUUCCUCGAGAGAAUGCCACCAUCCUAAAUGCUUCGAUUCUCGCAUUCGCACGCAAGACGAUACAUGGCUUCAGACUCGCCAUGACCAAGCUCGACCUCGCGUGCCCGCUGUAUCUGACCCAGAACGACGGCACACUGACUGAUGCUGCCGUAGCUGCGGAGCUGCCGAUCAAGACAUUCGCCAGUGGUCCGACGAACAGCUUGAUGGGCGCCGCAUUUCUGCAGAGUCUUGACCACGGCGACAAGACAUUGGCGGACAGGCAAGUGGUUGUGGUCGACAUUGGAGGCACGACGACCGAUCUGUGCGCACUACUGCCCUCGGGGUUCCCACGACAAGCCCCAAACUUCAUCGAGGUUGGCGGCGUGCGGACGGCGUUUUCAAUGCCCGAGGUCCUCUCGAUCGGUCUUGGUGGCGGCAGUCGUGUACGGCAGCUCGAAGAGAACAAAGUGAGCGUCGGUCCUGACUCUGUGGCUCACCGCCUCACGACCGACGCAAUGGUCUUUGGAGGUACUGUGAUGACUUCGACGGACAUUGUCGUGGCGUCUGGAUCUGCAAGUGUCGGUAGAGACGACCACGUCAAGGACAUUCCCGAGCCCCUCAUUGCUGGCGCGAAAGCAGAUAUCAAGCGACAACUGGAACAAGCGAUCGACAGCAUGAAAGUGUCUUCCGCUCCCGUAACUGUCCUGCUCGUUGGUGGCGGCUCCAUCAUCAUCACUGAAGACCUCAAUGGCGUGGAAGAAUGUCUACGCCCACCUCAUCACGACUCAGCGAAUGCCGUCGGCGCAGCCAUCGCAAAAGUAGCGGGUGAAAUCGACGUUAUCGAAGUCCUGGCUGGCCGCGACGAGAACGAAGUAGUGGAGAAUGCGAAAAAGGCUGCUAUCAACGCGGCUAUAGCUAACGGAGCAGACGAGAAGACCGUUCAAAUUGUAGAGAUCAAGAAAAUUCCACUCCAGUACGUCACGAACAAAGCAACCCGCCUCGUCAUGAAAGCCGUGGGAAAUCUGCGCAUUGAGCAAGAAGCAUCGCUAUGUCUGCACCGAGACAGCGUCACCAACGGUACGGUCGACGACACAGAGGACUAUGAAGCAGGCGAAGAAACCACCAAGGCCGAAGUGACAACAUGCAAACAAGGCAGUCUCGCAAAACCUACGUUGGGCGUAGACCUCACCAGCUAUCGACCCCAAGUCGAGAAUGGUAUAUGGUACAUCUCCCCCAUCGACGUCGAGUUCAUCGCUUCAGGCACCGGCAUUCUCGGCACCGGCGGCGGCGGGUCCUCAUACCUCAUGGCCCUCUAUACCCUGGAAACCCUCCGUGAACACGGUGCUGGCAAGAUCCGGAUCAUACGUCCCGACUCCCUCAACGACACAGACAUCUGCGUCGGCGGAGCAGGCUACGGCGCGCCCUCCGUCAGCGACGAACGCAUCGGCAACGGCACAGACGUCUUCACGGCGAUCGACGCCAUCAACACGAUCAUGAAUAUCAAGGACUUUCAGGGCCUUCUGGUCCUCGAGAUCGGAGGCGGUAAUGGCCUAGUCGCCAUGCCCAGCAGCGCAAGGUAUGAUCGACCAGUCGUGGAUUGUGACUUGAUGGGUAGAGCGUAUCCCACGCUCGAGCACGGAACGCCUUUCGUCUACGGAAAACCCAUCCUGCCUGUCGCUACUGCCGAUUGUAAGGGAAAUGCUUCGGUGGUUGUUACAGCCGAAUCGAACAAACGCACCGAAGCUCUCAUCCGCAAUACAUGCAUUGAACUGGGAAAUUCAACAGGCACAGCUGGACGACCACUGGACGGCGAGACGGUCAAGAAGUAUACUGUACCCAACACGAUCUCGCAGGCAUGGUAUCUAGGCAGAGCGGUGCACCUGGCACGACAGACGAAAGUCGAUUUCAUCGAAGCGAUUUCGAGCAUAACUCCAGUCAAGUCCCUAUACACAGGCAAAAUAAUAGACGUAACAAGAGAUGUCUCCAAAGGAUACACGGUCGGCCGCUGCGUGCUAGCACCCCUCCGCGUCGAUGAGGCUGUAGACCACAACACUUCCACAACAGCCUCGGAAAAGAGAUACCUCGUCAUCCCCUUCCAGAACGAAUAUCUAUCCGCCUCCUACGUCGAUGACGAAACAGCAGAAGGAGAAGAGGACGUUAUCUGUACAGUGCCUGACCUGAUAUCGAUCCUAGGCCAGGACGGAGAAGCUUUGGGAUCACCAGAACUACGCUACGGCCUGAAAGUAAGGGUCAUCGGCAUGCCAGCACAUCCGCUGUGGACGGGGACACCGGAGGGUUUGCGAGUUGGAGGACCAGAAUUCUUUGGGCUGCCUACGGAGUGGAAGAGCAUUGGGGAAUACCGGCGUCCAAGGAGUGUGAUCGAAGAAUUCGACUCAUCGGAAAGCAUAGACACUUAGACAUAGAGGAAUGAUGCAUAGCCUGGUAGAGGGAACAGUU
Molecule: messenger RNA, 3470 nt
Organism: Exophiala viscosa
Lineage: Eukaryota; Fungi; Ascomycota; Eurotiomycetes; Chaetothyriales; Herpotrichiellaceae
Exons: 4
Coding region: 434-3430 (998 amino acids)
Biological process (GO): glutathione metabolic process
Cellular component (GO): cytosol
Molecular function (GO): 5-oxoprolinase (ATP-hydrolyzing) activity
Source: RefSeq, a predicted model, not a curated record